This is a messenger RNA of Staurois parvus, 567 nucleotides long. The record is from the annotation of a GenBank genome assembly. NCBI's taxonomy places the organism in Eukaryota, Metazoa, Chordata, Amphibia, Anura, Ranidae.
CUAGAGUCCAGUGGUGGUGUGCUUUACACCACUGCAUCCGAUGCUUUCCACUGCACUUGGUGAUGUAAGGUUGGAUGCAGCUGCUCGGUCAUGGAAACCCAUUCCAUGAAGCUCUCUACGCACUGUUGUUGUGCUAAUCUGAAGGCCACACAAAGUUUGGAGGUCGUUAGCUAUUGACUCUGCAGACAGUUGGCGACUUCUGCGCAAUGUGCGCUUCAGCAAGCGCUGACCCCUGCUCUGUUAUUUUACGUGGCCUACCACUUGGUGGCUGGGUUGCUGUUGUUCCCAGUUGCUUCCACUUUGUUAUAAUACCACUAACAAGUGACCGUGGAAUAUUUAGUAAUAUGGAAAUUUCACGGAUGGACUUAUUGCAUAGGUGGCAACCUAUCACGGUACCACGCUUGAAUUCACUGAGCUCCUUAGAGCGACCCAUUCUUUCACAAAUGUUUGUAGAAGCAGUGCUUGAUUUUAUACACCUGUGGCCAUGGAGGUGAUUGGAACACCUAAAUUCAAUGAUUUGGAGGGGUGUCCCAAUACUUUUGGCAAUAAUAUAGUGUAUAUUACUGU